Emericellopsis cladophorae is the source of this 4119-nucleotide messenger RNA. RefSeq lists its product as uncharacterized. Gene Ontology annotation, molecular function: chitin binding; hydrolase activity, hydrolyzing O-glycosyl compounds. The transcript has 6 exons. Lineage: Eukaryota; Fungi; Ascomycota; Sordariomycetes; Hypocreales; Bionectriaceae. The coding region runs from base 1 to 4119 and encodes 1372 amino acids. The record is from RefSeq and is a predicted model, not a curated record. Gene Ontology annotation, biological process: carbohydrate metabolic process.
AUGGCAAACUCGCGGAAGUCAUGGGCCCUGCUGGGCGCGCUCGUCGCGGCCGGCACUUGUGCGCAAGAAGCCCACAGCCACCGCCCGCCGUCCUUGGAGGUCUUCCCGCGCGAUGAUCCAGCGUACCACAUCGACACAGCCGGAGACGAGGACAUGGAGGCCUGGCUUGCCACGCUCCAGAGGGCCCCCGCGUCCACCAUCUGCCCACUAUCCUGCAGCGAGGUCGCGUCUUUGGGCCAAGGGUGGGCUGUGUACCCAGACCAGGCCAGCUUGGCGGCGUGCAAUGAGACCAUGCUCGUCGACGUCGUCUACCAGAACGAGAUUGACGACGGUCAAAACGCGAACCUAGCGCUCCGGGCCUGCGUGUCAGACUUCUCCUCACAGGACGUGUCCUUUCGCCCCAAGGACGACGUCGCCGCGCUCUGCACCACGCCCAACCAUGUCAUGAUCGACAGACCCGUGGCCCUCUCGUCCUCUGUGCCCGGGGCUCACGCCCAGGACAGCUUCUCGACGCAGCAUCUUCUCGCGGCGGGCCGCCAGGUCCUCCACCAGUUGGGGUCUCAGACCCCGUCAUGCACCCGUAACACCAUGAGCAUGGCCUAUUUCCAGUCCUCCCUUGUGGGUGUCUUUGGCGGCGCCGAGGUCCAUCAGCACGGCCUCACGGCCGAGUUGCUGGACAGGUUCCUCACGCACGCCGAAGAGACGUCCCUCUCCAAGACGACCCUUGUCCAGCUGUGUGAGAGCGACGGACGCGGCUCGGACUAUGGCGUGGGCGUCAUCGCCGGCAGCACCAAUAACUUUGCCGUCGUCCAAAAGGCCAUGCGGUCGUGGGCGAACGGACGAUGCUUUGCAGACGCUGACGCUGACGACGAGAACUGGACAACGGUGACCAUCCGCGUCCCGAAGGCGGAACCGUAUAAGGCCAACUCGACCGAGAUCGUCACGGCCGAGGAUGCCGAGUCGCCUGCGCGCCUCUUUUCGCGCGGGGACCUCGCCCAACUAGAUCGUCGCGCCGAGUGUCGCACGACAAAGGUGAAUCCGGGAGAUGGCUGCUGGGCUCUGGCCGAUCGCUGCAAGAUCACCCAGAACAACCUGAAGAAGUAUAACCCGCGCACCAACUUUUGCAACACGCUCGUCUCGGGCGAGGUGGUAUGCUGCAGCUCAGGCACCCUCCCCUCGACCAUCCCCCCGGGUAACGCAGACGGGACCUGCAAGAUCAGGCGCGUCGUCCAGGACGACACAUGCACGACGCUGGCCUCCAAGUGCGGUAUCUCCGGUAACGAUUUUAUGAAGGUCAACACCAAGAAAAAUCUCUGCUCGUCCCUCAUCGUCGGCCAGCCUGUAUGCUGCUCGAAGGGCAAGCUUCCGUACAAUCCGCCCAAGCAGAAACCCAACGGCUACUGCGCUGACUACCAGGUCAAAAAGGGCGAUGAGUGUGCCGCGAUUGCCGUCCGGAACGACAUCACUGUCACCGACCUCAAGGAAUUCAACAAGCAAACUUGGGGCUGGAUCGGCUGCGACCCCCUUCUGACUGGCAAAAUCUGCCUCAGCAAGGGAUCGCCCCCGAUGCCCGCGUCCGUAUCGAAUGCUGUAUGCGGACCAACGGUCCCCGGGACGAAAGCGCCCGCCGCAGGCAAGAACAUCUCGACGCUGAACCCGUGCCCUCUCAACGUCUGUUGCAAUAACUGGGGCAACUGCGGCCUGACGGACGACUUUUGCAAGGUCAACAAGGCCGCCAGCGGCAACCCGGGCACGGCGCCUGCCGGCGAGAGCGGAUGCAUUGACAACUGCGGCAUGGAGAUUGUCAAGGGCGCCGCCCCAGCCAAGAAGAUCAACAUCGCCUACUUUGAGGCCUGGAACUUCGAGCGCAAGUGCCUUAACAUGAACGUGGACGAGAUCGACACGGACCGCUACAACACUAUCCACUUCGCCUUUGUCGAUAUUAACAACGAGUUUGGGAUCGACGCGUCCAAGGUCCAGGAGCAAUUCGACAUGUUCAAGGACAUGUCAGACGUACAUAAAGUCGUCUCCUUCGGCGGCUGGGAAUUCAGUAACUCGCCUAGUACCUUCCAUAUUUUACGUGAGGCCACAAAGGCUGCGAAUAGACCGACAUUCGUCAAGAACCUGGUCAGCUUUGUGGAGGACCAUGGCCUGGACGGCGUCGAUCUCGACUGGGAGUACCCUGGGGCCCCCGACAUUCCAGGCAUCCCCCCCGGCGACCCGCAGCAGGGCGACGACUACUACCAGACGCUCCUUAGCCUCAAGAAGCAAAUUGGCUCCGGCAAGACCGUCUCCUUUGCGGCGCCGGCUUCCUACCACUACCUCAAGUCGUUCCCGAUGAAGAAGAUGGGCGAGGCGCUUGACUAUGUUGUAUACAUGACCUAUGACCUUCACGGCCAGUGGGACUACGGUAAUAAGUGGACGUCCCCCGGCUGCCCCGGCGGCAACUGCCUCCGGUCCCACGUUAACGAGACGGAGACUAAAGACGCCCUGGCCAUGAUCACAAAGGCGGGCGUGCCCUCGGGCAAGGUCGUGGUCGGUGUGAGCUCGUAUGGGCGCUCUUUUAAGAUGGCCAAGGCCGGCUGCGACGGCGUUAACUGUCUCUUCACCGGAACCAACCGCCUCUCCAACGCCAAAAAAGGCCGCUGCACCGACACGGCCGGCUAUAUCUCCAACGCCGAGAUUAGCGAGAUUCUAGAGUCCGACAGGGUCACCCGCAAGUGGAAGGCCGAGGGCUCUAACAUGCUCGUCUACGACAAGACCGAGUGGGUGGCCUACAUGGACGAAGACACCAAGAAGGCGCGCACGAGCUUUUACAGCUCGUACAAUUUUGCUGGCACCACCGACUGGGCCGUCGAUCUGCAGGAGUUCAAUGAUGGCCCCAGUGGCAGCGACAGAAACAAUGAUGAUCAUCCCACCAUCUCGAACCGCUUUUCCAAGUGCACAAAGGUCUUCACGUCAUUUGGACAGCUUGAGGACGUCGCAGACGACAUUCCCGAUCACUGCAUGAAUCGCUACAUCUUUGCCCUCGAGAUCCGCAUCAUGGAAGCGGCCCUGAAGAAGUACAAAGCGCUCCUCGACAACGGCUAUGACGACAAGUUUGACGUGUAUGCCGGUUACGUCCAGGCGCAGGUGCCGCUCCAGAUCAACGCAUUCAUUAAAGAACGGGGCAAUGACUACUUUGACUGCAAGGAGUACACCAAGCUCAAGUGCUGCAACGACUGCACCUACGCCACAUGCUGGGAGGACUGCGUCCGGGGCAACGACUGCCACUCGGGAUACGGCUCCCGGGACAUUAAGUGCCCGUCUAAGCUCGAGGACUCCAAUGAGCCCGGCACCGGCCCGGCCGUCCCCAACACGACGUGGAUCAUGCAGGAAGAGGACAAAUUCUUCAAGGACAUCUACGACGAGUACGGCAUCGAGGAGGGCUGGAUCAAGUUCGACACGGUCCGCGUCAACACGCCCCAAGGCUGCCAAUAUGGCGGAGAGAACAUUCGAGAUUGCAUCGAGAGGCGGUCGAACAAAUUCUUCGACUUUCCUGUCAAGGACAAGGUUGACGUCUUUGACCCCAAGGACAUUAUCGGCGAGGGCUACCCCGAGGCCCGGGACCUGCUGCGCCGGCUUAAAAUCCAACAAGACAACAUGGAGUACGACUUUGGCCUCACAGCGCUCGACCUGGUCGACUCGGCCUCGCUGCCGGCAUUUUCCAUGGAGGAGGCCGUCAAGAACAUGGACAAGAUAGUCGAAAAGGCCAAAGAGAUCAAGGAAGCGGCGAGGAAGGAGUUCAUUCUCAACUUCAUCAGCGGCCUCCUCUUCUUCAUCCCUUUUAUCGGCGGCGCUAUUGGCGGCGUCGGCAUGGGCGCCCUCCGCUCCAUGCUCACCCUCAUUGGCACUGUCGGCGAGGCCGGUCUCCUCGUCUACAGCAUUGUCGAGGACCCGGACAGUGCACUCAUGGCCAUCUUUGGCUUUCUCGCCGGCGCCGGCGUCGGGCGAGGGGGGUUCCGCAACGCUGCAGACGCGCGGCGAGGCAUGUCCAGCAAGGAAUUAAACAGCCUCGGGCCCAUCAAGGGCAAGCUUGACAUGAUCAGCGGCCUGCAGGGCGGAAGAUGCGCCAUCUAG